Molecule: messenger RNA, 4581 nt
Organism: Scophthalmus maximus (turbot)
Lineage: Eukaryota; Metazoa; Chordata; Actinopteri; Pleuronectiformes; Scophthalmidae
Product: dnaJ homolog subfamily C member 16
Exons: 15
Coding region: 781-3207 (808 amino acids)
Source: RefSeq, a predicted model, not a curated record
GUAAGAUUGAGAGAAGAAGGCAGAUCAUUGGUUAAAGUAUGGGAACGCUCUCAGGAUAAGCCAAUCAGAGGCAUUGCAGACCACCGGGUGGGAAAAAAAGUUAUGCGUCUGGUGUUGCAGUGUCAAGUUUGAGGAGAUGAAGUCAGUAUUCCUUCAAAAUUAAAACAUAGACGUAACAUUUGUUUGAUUUAUUUUAUGAAGUAAACUCAAAAUCUUUGAGUUUAAUGACUGUGGACAGACAGAAAUGUUAAUAAUGAUGGAAUUUUCCCUUUUUUUGUUGACCCCACUUUAAACCAAAGCUUUUUUUUUCAGCCUGACAUUACGUCUAUAUGAAAUAAAACUACAAUGUUUUCUGUGUCGAUUAGUUGACACAGAAAAAAAUGGAAGCGUUUUGAUAAAAACACUUUACAUCCAAUUAGUUCAACCUAAACUGACAUUAACUUAUAAUUGAAUUUUGAAUAAUUGCAAAUUUUUCUAACGGAAAAAAGGGGAUUUUAUUCUGAAACAUGUAACCGGAAGCUUGAUAAUUCAUUGCGGGGGGAAGACACUGACGUUUGCUAAUGUCCGGCCCAUUAGCUGAGAAAAUGGCCUCAUCGUAGUAAAAUACUAUUAUGUCCUUUGUAUUUAAACCUAACGUUCCGGAAGCCAGCAGACCCGGUCAUGUAAGAGAGUUGGUUGAUACAUUUGUCCGCGACAGUGACAUUAGUGAAGCAGUAUUCUACCGGGCAGCUCGGUAGCGUGUUCACUGACGUGAACGUUGGACCGGGGCAGUUGCGAGCAAUGACGGUCAGGAGGAGCACCAGCCGACAUCCCGGGAUGUGUGCGGUCCUACUCGCCAUCUUUUUACUGAUUCUGGGUGAGCAGGUGGCGCAGACCGCCUCUGACUACGACCCGUACAAAACCCUGGGGGUCGGCAGGGGCGCCAGUCAAGCAGAAAUCAAACGGGCGUACAAGAACCUCGCCAGGGAAUGGCAUCCAGACAAGAAUAAGGACCCAAAAGCUGAGGACACGUUCAUCAAGAUCUCUAAGUCAUAUGAGAUUUUGUCCAAUGAAGAGCGACGGUCCAACUUCGACCGCUACGGGCAGAUGGAUGAAAGCCAGCCCUUUGGCCAGUCACAGCAUCAUCACGGCUUCCGCAGCUUCCACAACAGCUUCUACUUCGAUGAGUCUUUUUUCCAUUUCCCCAGGUCCAGGGACUUUGCAGACAGCAAGUACCUGCUUCACCACGCACAUUUUAACAGCGACGUCCUUCCAGACAGCCACAAGAGGCCGUACCUGAUCAAAGUGACCUCCGAGUGGUGCUUCGCAUGCAUCCACAUUGAGCCUGUGUGGAAGGAGACGGUGAAGGAGCUGGAGCCGCUGGGUGUAGGCAUUGGCAUUGUGGACCUGGGUUUUGAGCGUCGCCUGGCCAACCAGCUGGGAGCUCACCGCGCUCCCUCCAUCAUCGGGCUGGUGAACGGCCGGGUGACCUUCUUCCAUCAAGCUGUGGUACGGGAACACCUGCGACAGUUCGUCGAAGACCUGCUGCCACACAAACUGGUCGAAAGGAUCACAGAUGACAACUACCUAUCUUAUCUGGAUAACUGGCAUGUGGAAAAUAAGCCCAGUGUUCUCUUGUUUGACCAAGUCCCCAUUGUUCCCCUGCUCUACAAAUUAACAGCCUUCGCCUUCAGAGACUACGUGCGUUUCGGCCAAGUGGACCAGGGCGACAAGCACUGCACUCGGCUCCUGCGUCAGUUCAAUAUAAAUACCUAUGCCCCCACCAUGCUGCUGUUCAAGGAGGACACGGAGAAGCCUGUUGACAUCAUCCAGGCCAGAGGGUUGAAGAAGCAGAUCAUGGAUGAGUUUGUCUCAAACAACAAGUUCCUGCAGGUGCCUCGGCUCGUCAACCAGCGGCUUUUUGAUGAGCUGUGUCCCGUCAAGCAGUUCCACCGACGGAGGAAGUACUGUGUGCUGCUGAUCACUGGGGAGGACCAAGCCUUUCUACCAGGCAACAAGGCUUUCGUCGACUUCGCCUCAGCCAAUAGAAAAGAGGUGUUGCGCUUUGCAUAUGUCUACCAGCGUCAGCAGCAGCCUCUCUGUCAGGCACUGCGCCACAAUCAGGCUGCACUGUCACCUCAGGUGGUGAUUCUCGAGAGGCGGAGCCAGGCCGGUAAGGUCCUGUACCGCUCCGUGAGUGGUGGCUGGAACGGCAGCGAGGAAGACAAGUACCGCCUCCACGAGCAGCUGGAGCUCCUUCAGAAGGACCCGACGUAUCUGAGCUCGGACGCCACUCUGCCCGAACUCAACAACGAGAUGGCCCCCAUUUUCAUUAUUCAGUGGAUGAAUGCUGCCUAUGAAUACAUCCUUCAAAUAUAUGAUGACCUUCUCUACUCAAACUGGCGAGAGAUGAUGCCCAUUCUGUCCUUGAUCUUCUCGGCUCUCUUCAUCCUUUUUGGCACCGUCAUCAUCCAGGCGUUCAGCGAGCCAGGUGAGAACAAACCCAGACAACCUAAGCCAAAGGAGCAACCGCAAACUGAGGACGAUGCAUCAAGUCGAGCAAGUAAUGCAAGCUGCCCUCCUAAGAAGGACUUUGUGGAAGUGACGGAGCUGACGGACAUCACGUACACCAGUAACCUCGUCAAGCUGAGGCCUGGCCACAUAAAUGUUGUACUGGUGCUCACCAAUGCCUCAAAGAAUGCCUUGCUCAGGAAAUAUGCCAAGGAGGUUUUCUCUUUCUCUGGGACCCAGACACUCCACUUCUCUUUCCUCAACGCUGAUAAGCACUGCUACUGGAUGCCAUCACUCCUUCGCUCAGUCUCUGACGCCGCAGAGAGUGAGGGCCAGUCAGACGAUGAGGAGGAGCCGUCAGACUACGCCGGACACGUCCUGGCCCUCAACGGCCACAAGAAGUACUUUUGCCUCUUUAGACCCGUUUUCACGGGGGACGACCCCAACGACUCCUCGUCUGAGACCUCGCUCUCCUCCGACAGCAGGAGAAAGUCCCGCUCCAGGUCCAGGUCUAGCUCCCACUCUCGAUCCCGGUCCCAUUCCAGGGAAGACGGGGCCCGCCCCAAGAGAGGCUCCAGCAGGGCCACCAGCAUAGAAGUGCACCAUAAGCUUGACAGACUGGGACUAUGGAUGGAAAGACUAAUGGAGGGCACCCUGCCCAGGUUACAGGUACCUGCAUGGCCCUCUCUCGAUGAGACCGCAAACAGAGACAGCUGAGGUCAAAGUAAGAUCGGUACAAGUGGCAGCACAGACACAUCAUGGUCUUUUCUCUAGAUUUAACUUCUUUAACAAGGAAACGGCAGUGUGUUACUGUUUUUCAAGUUAUUUUUUAAUUUCUUUUUCAUUGAGUUAAGUUUCUGCACUGAGCAUUUUCAUCUGUUACAGUGUGUAGCAGUCGGAAAUCAAUGGUUUCGCGUGGUGUGCGACAACACACCUUUAAAAUGCACCUGUGUGCGUCUCUAAAACAUGAGACAAACACAUGUUGAGGCAAAGGCUGAGCUGUAGACAUCACAUUGUGUCCUCUGUACAGAGACAUACACAGUCAAACUUCACACACACACACACACACGGGAUGUACGUUGUGAACUAGCUACAGUUCCUCGUGUUGUUUUCUUACUUUUGUCUCUGUACACGUAUAAGGUGAAUUCACACAGCAUGGGAUAAGUGCAAUUUUAUUUUUUCCGAUAAAACUACUUAAAACCAUCUAGAGCAUCUAAAAUGUGCUUUGAGACAGCCCUCUCUCAUGAGGUUGGCAUUAUGUUCGUCUAAUGGAGAAUCGGGCUGUGUGAUCGGUUCUCCACCUGUGCUUUCUUUAGAAGCAGGUGAAUGAACUGAGAAUAGAAGAAUUUAGAGAGAGAAGAGAAUAAGGACAUGAAAAAGAGUUAGAGUUAAUGAUAAAUCAUCUGUUUUUGUGAACUUUUCGGAGCCUUGAGAUGAACCUGAUAGUUGACCGUUUGUUUUUCUAGUAGAUCCGUCACAACCUUCUUGAUUCCAGGUAUAAAGACGAGUUCCCAGCAUGAUAAAAAAAAGCAAUAAUCGACUUAUUCACAUAACACCAUUACAUUUCAUCAUAUUUGUCAUGAAGGAUUUGUGAUCGGGGUUCUUCCUGAGGCUUCUUUGCUCACACCAGGUUGCCAUGCCUUGCUCCUCUUUUUGUUUGAAUAUUUGUUAAGUGGCAUCCAGAAUGCUGAAGUUUGCAGUUUUGUCUUUACAGUUUCUUUUUAUAUGAGCCUGAUUUCACUUAUUUUUUCAAGCUGGUAAUUUUUCUGAAUCAGGGAGAAGCGAUAAAUCCGACCGUACUUUCCAACCACUGUAAAUGUUAAUGCAUGAAUUUAGCAGAACAACAACAAAAAAUCACUAAAAAAUGCUUAGUGAAUUCGCAUUGGCAAAAAUGUUUGUCUACCUUGGUCUCCUGCAAUUUAAUAAUUUGCGGCUCAAGAAAUAAUAUUUUCCGUACACUGUAAUUCGGUGGUUUAUUUUCUCAUGUUCUUUGAAGUUUACAUCCAUAUCCAACCAUAAGAUAAAACGUGUAACUUAUGAAAGAAACUCCUUUUAAAAAGUUUAUUUAUUAAAAUAUGUGGAUGAGUUUGA